AUGCCUGCCGGACCCAUUUGGAGCAGCCUCACCAUCGCAGUUGGUACUUAUCCCAAUCAUCUUACCCAUAUCAGACUCAGCCAUCACAUGCGCGAACGCUGUCUAAAGCUUGGUGCAUUGGCGCCCGGCGAUGUCUUACCGAAUGUGGAGGUCCAUCCUUUCUGCAUUUUGCUCGCCUACCUGAAUGGCGAUGAAUCUCUUUCGGUCUUCAAAAGACAAGCCACCGAUCCCAGCUUUCUUCUUAUCUUUGCGCAUACAUGGGCACUGGCAGCUCGUCUUAGCCUCCGAACGCUUCAAAAUGAGCUAAUCUCAGUUGUGAGUAAACUCUACACCGUGAUCAACGAAGGAACAUGCAGUUAUCAGCGAUGCACUUGGACAGAUAUCUAUCUCCUUCAAGCCUUUCAGCACAUCCGCUCGCAGUUCGGACCAGAAACUCACGCUGAAAACUUUCUCGUGUGCUUCAGUGGUAGAACAGCGCCAUUAAUUGGCGAGCUUGAGAAACAGCUGAGAAGCAAAGAUUUCGACUUUGAUAUCCAGGAGAAGAUAUUGAAAGAAGCCCGGUCAUUUGAGCGAGACCUCAUCAUACACUGUCCUCACAUUUUCCACGUUAGCACAUUGAACCCGCCAAGUUACCCUCCACUCGAUGUACAACGAUUGCCACAAGAUGAGAGCUCAAAUGCCGAUGCGACAAGAUUCGAUGGUGCACCUUACAAUCCGCGACCAAGAUGCGCCAGACCGAUACAGUCCACUUUAUACACAAGAUCCCGGCGACACGAGCAGCUCCGUCGUGAACGAAGGUCGCAAACUCAAUCUAGGCUAUGCGACUCCAGAGCAUUACCUUCCAAUGUCACAUAUGCAUCCAACGCUACCUCCGUCCAGCGCCAUGUCUCCUUCCGCCUGUCACAUUCAGACACCGUGUAUGAUUCAGAUCCUGCAGAAGAAUAA
Messenger RNA from Bipolaris victoriae FI3, 945 nucleotides. RefSeq lists its product as hypothetical. Bases 1 to 945 code for a protein of 314 amino acids. The record is from RefSeq and is a predicted model, not a curated record. NCBI's taxonomy places the organism in Eukaryota, Fungi, Ascomycota, Dothideomycetes, Pleosporales, Pleosporaceae. The transcript is spliced from 2 exons.